This is a messenger RNA of Phragmites australis (common reed), 1705 nucleotides long. RefSeq names its product glucose-6-phosphate/phosphate translocator 2, chloroplastic-like. Gene Ontology annotation, cellular component: Golgi apparatus; membrane. Gene Ontology annotation, biological process: transmembrane transport. Gene Ontology annotation, molecular function: phosphoglycerate transmembrane transporter activity; triose-phosphate transmembrane transporter activity; antiporter activity. The coding region runs from base 319 to 1482 and encodes 387 amino acids. The record is from RefSeq and is a predicted model, not a curated record. The transcript is spliced from 6 exons. Lineage: Eukaryota; Viridiplantae; Streptophyta; Magnoliopsida; Poales; Poaceae.
AAAAGAAAGCACACCCGCACCGCCACCUUCCUCCCCCUAUAUACUCUCGCCGGAGCCGAACCACUCCUCGUGCCACCCCUUCCGUUCCUUGUGAUCUCCGAAUUCCCACCUCAGAUUUCAAGGGCCGAGGCGUGCAAUCCCCGGCUCUCCCCGCCCACCGUAUAUGCGAGGGCGUCCCUCGCCUCGAAUCUGUCGCGAAAGGCGCUGCCUUUACCAGCUGCUGGUUGUGAUUUGAGCCGGGUGGAUUGAUCCCGGAAAGAGGCUGCCGUUCUUGAUCCGGGGAAGUUUUGUUGGUUGAUUGGCGGGAGGAAAGAAGCCAUGAUACCUUCUGUGAGGCUCUCUCCUGCCCCUGCGGCCUUCUUUGGCUCCAACCUACGCUCAAAAUCAGCUGUGGUUCCAUCUGUCUCCAGUCUCAAACCCUCCAAAUAUGUGGUUUCGUCCCUUAGACCACUUUACCUUGCACCGCUAGAUGGUCCACGAAUUGCUGAGGUGAAGCCUCAGAGGCAGCCACUUGAGUUCCGGUGCGCAGCUUCUGCAGCUGAUGACAAGGAGUCCAAGGCUGAGGUGGUGCCAGUCCGCUCGGAAGGCGCACAGAGGUUAAAGAUCUCCAUUUAUUUCGCGACUUGGUGGGCGCUUAAUGUGAUAUUUAACAUUUAUAACAAGAAGGUUCUCAAUGCUUUCCCAUACCCUUGGCUCACCUCCACGCUCUCCCUCGCCUGUGGCUCAGCAAUGAUGCUUUUCUCAUGGGCCACCCGCCUUGUUGAGGCCCCUAAUACUGACCUAGAUUUCUGGAAAGUUCUUUUCCCGGUUGCAGUAGCACAUACAAUUGGCCAUGUUGCUGCGACGGUGAGCAUGUCUAAGGUGGCAGUGUCAUUCACGCACAUAAUUAAAAGUGCAGAACCUGCAUUCAGUGUUUUGGUGUCAAGAUUCCUCCUUGGGGAGACGUUCCCAGUUCCCGUCUAUCUUUCCCUUCUCCCAAUCAUUGGUGGUUGUGCUCUAGCUGCUGUCACAGAGCUGAACUUUAAUAUGGUUGGAUUUAUGGGUGCCAUGAUAUCCAACCUUGCAUUUGUUUUCCGCAACAUCUUCUCAAAGAGGGGAAUGAAGGGGAAGUCCGUCAGUGGCAUGAAUUACUAUGCUUGCCUGUCGAUAAUGUCCCUGGUCAUACUGACUCCAUUUGCCAUUGCUAUGGAGGGCCCCCAAAUGUGGGCUGCUGGUUGGCAGAAGGCUCUUGCAGACGUUGGCCCCAAUGUUAUCUGGUGGGUUGCUGCUCAGAGCGUGUUCUAUCACUUGUAUAACCAGGUGUCCUACAUGUCUCUCGAUGAGAUUUCUCCAUUGACAUUUAGCGUUGGGAACACAAUGAAGCGCAUAUCAGUGAUUGUUUCAUCAAUCAUUAUCUUCCACACACCUGUCCGCCCUGUCAAUGCACUAGGAGCUGCCAUUGCCAUCCUUGGCACCUUCCUGUAUUCUCAGGCAAAAGCGUGAGGUUAAGAUGCUGGUAAAUGGUCAGGGCCAUGGAGGAUGAACGUCUCAGCAGAAUCAGUAGCAAGCUCUGAGGCCAAUUUUUCCUGUGCAAGAGUCCUGUAUAUAUAGGCUUAAGUUUCCAUAUGAGAGGUGAUAAUAAUGGGUCACUGGCUGCUGUUUUUCCUGCUAUUUGUUUGUCAAUCACAAAUUGAAAUCUGAAUAGAACCGUAUGAGAAUUCACCGA